AUGUCGUACAGACCGGUCGCCGCCGCCUCGGCGCAAUGGGCGCGCAUGCUUAGCCGAUCUAGACGACCUGUCCCGAGCAUAAUGCUGGCCAGCCAGCGCCUUCGAAGCACAACGUCAAUUCCUCGACAUUUGCAAUACCAAUGCCGCGCCAUUGGAACGACGGCUGAAAACCGCGCGACUUUGCACAGUGAAAUUCCCACCGAGACCUCUUGGACUGCUCCCCCCGCCGCGGGAACCAGACGACCCCAGACUCUGACGGAGAAGAUCUUCCAGGAUCACGCUGUCGGCCUGGAGCCGGGAAAGACUCUCCGCAGCGGUGACUAUGCACACAUUUCACCUUGGCGCUGCCUCACUCACGACAACACCGCCGCGUGCUACAAAAAAUUUGCUCUCAUGGACAUCGAGAACAUUAAGGAUCCUAGCCAAUUAGUGUUUGCGAUUGACCAUGAUGUGCAAAACAAAUCAGAAGGCAAUCUGAGAAAGUAUGCGCUGAUUGAGGCCUUUGCGAAGAAGCACGGAGUUGAUUUCUAUGGUGCGGGCCACGGGAUAUCGCAUCAGGUGAUGAUUGAGGAACUAUAUGUUUGGCCCGGAAAGCUAUGCGUUGGUUCUGAUUCCCACUCGACAAGUUAUUCUGCGCUCGGUGCCGGAGGAUUUUCUGUGGUGCGAACCGAUGCUGCUGGUAUUUGGGCUACGGGCAAGACCUGGUUCCAGAUUCCCCCAGUUGUCAAAGUCAAUUUGACUGGUCUUCUACCGCCUGGUGUUGCCGGAAAAGAUGUCAUUGUUGCGCUGUGUGGCUUGUUUCCGAGCGAUGUCCUGAACCAUGCAGUCGAGUUCUCGGGAUCCGAAGAGACCAUGGCCAGCAUCCCAAUCGAUGAUCGGAUCUCGAUAAGCAACAUGUGUACAGAGUGGGGAGCACUUACAGGCCUGUUCCCUGUAGACAACACUCUAAAGCGCUGGCUGCGCUUCAAAGCAACAGAGGCGGCCAUGUUUCCUGAACGAACCACCAGGGAGCGAAUUACUCAUAAAAAGGUUGACGAACUCUACGCAAAUCCUCCCAGAGCCGAUCCCGACGCACAGUAUGCCAAGCAGCUCUACAUCAAUCUUUCUACCAUCUCACCAUACAUUUCGGGUCCCAACUCGGUCAAAAUUUCGACACCUCUGAAUGAGCUUGCCCCGCAGAAGAUUAAGAUCAACAAGGCGUACAUUGUGUCAUGCACCAACAGCCGUGCCUCCGAUAUCGCAGCUGCUGCUAAAGUUUUCAAGGAUGCAGCCAAGGCAAAUGGCGGAAAGAUUCCCAAGGUUGCGGAUGGGGUUAAGCUCUACCUCGCAGCUGCCUCGGCUCGUGAGCAAGAGGCUGCAGAGGACGCGGGAGACUGGCAAACACUCGUCGAAGCCGGCAGCAUAACUUUGCCUGCAGCUUGUGGCCCUUGUAUCGGGCUCGGUACCGGUCUUUUAGAAGCUGGCGAGCGAGGAAUUUCGGCCAGUAAUAGAAACUUCAAAGCCCGUAUGGGAUCUCGCGAUGCGUUGGCCUAUCUCGCGAGCCCCGAAGUUGUGGCUGCCAGUGCGCUCAACGGCGUGAUUUCCGGAACCGAUUCUUAUCAGGUCCCGGAAAACUACCAGGGUGUGGAGCACGGCUACGGCACCGGCGCGCCUGAGACGACGGAGAGUCAGUUAGGUAAUGUCCUUGAGCAGCUGGAAUCUCUCAUCGGACGUGUUGAAGCCUCCGUCGGUGGCGAAGAGGCCACCCAAGGUGUUACCGAGAUUCUCCCCGGCUUUCCAGAGAAAAUCACGGGUGAGAUUGUCUUUUGCGACAUGGACAACCUAGACACGGAUAACAUCUACGCCGGCAAGUACACGUAUCAAGACGACAUUACCAAGGAAACCAUGGCCAAGGUGUGCAUGGAGAACUAUGACCCUACGUUCAGCGACAUUGCUAAGCCGAAUGACAUUGUCGUGUCGGGCUUUGGCUUUGGAUGCGGCUCCAGUCGUGAGCAAGCCGCAACGGCGCUUCUAGCCAAAGGGAUCCCUUUGGUCGUGGCUGGCAGCCUUGCCAACAUCUUUUCCCGCAACAGCGUCAACAACGGGCUGCUCGGGCUCGACGUCCCGCGCCUGAUCGAACGUCUGCGCGCCACGUUUCCGGACAAGAUCCUGACGCGACGCACGGGCUGGACCUUGACUUGGGACGUGGCCCGCAGCGUCGUCCAGGUCCAGGAGGGCGAGGGUGGCGAGCAGUGGGAGGAAAAGGUGGGUGAGUUUCCCGCGAACCUGCAGGACAUUAUCGCAAAAGGCGGCCUGGAGAAGUGGAUCAUGGCGCAGGUGGCGAAGGAGUAG
Cordyceps militaris CM01 is the source of this 2331-nucleotide messenger RNA. RefSeq names its product Homoaconitase. Gene Ontology annotation, biological process: L-lysine biosynthetic process. The transcript has 4 exons. The record is from RefSeq and is a predicted model, not a curated record. Bases 1 to 2331 code for a protein of 776 amino acids. NCBI's taxonomy places the organism in Eukaryota, Fungi, Ascomycota, Sordariomycetes, Hypocreales, Cordycipitaceae. Gene Ontology annotation, molecular function: homoaconitate hydratase activity; 4 iron, 4 sulfur cluster binding.